Molecule: messenger RNA, 1355 nt
Organism: Blastomyces dermatitidis ER-3
Lineage: Eukaryota; Fungi; Ascomycota; Eurotiomycetes; Onygenales; Ajellomycetaceae
Exons: 1
Coding region: 1-1335 (444 amino acids)
Molecular function (GO): protein binding
Source: RefSeq, a predicted model, not a curated record
AUGACCUUCCUCAAUCUUCCCCCAGAGUUGAUCAUAAACAUUGCAGACCAAAUCCCAAACAAGCGAGACCUUAACAACUUUUCCCAAACCUGUCGCGACCUCCACUCCAUCCUAAACAAUUACCUCUACCGCCACGACGCCAAAUCAGAGGACCCCCAAGCCCUCUUCUGGGCUGCAUACAAGGGCCGCAAAUCCACCGCCCGCAAAGCACUAUCCCAUGGCGUAGACAUACACGCGGGGGAUCCCUCGCCCUCCCCAUUCCCAGACCCCUUCCCCAUCCAAUCGCCCUCCCGGCGCCAAGACUCAUGUCCACCAACCCUCUACUUCACGCCUCUCCAAAUCGCAACUUGCUACGGCCACGAGAGCAUGGUUCGCUUCCUCAUCCAGCACGGCGCAGAUCCCCAUACGCCAUUUCCAGCCCACCACGGAGGCUGCCUGCUCCAUGUCGCCUGCUGCAGCGGGCCCGCUGGGCUCUUGAGACUGCUGCUGGAGCAGGGUGUUGAGGUCGACGUGCGGAAUUCGAAAGGGUGGACGCCGUUGUAUUGUGCUGUGCGGCCGCUUCUUCUUCGUGCUGACUCUGUGUCAGACAAUAGGAAGAGGGUGGCGGCGGCUCGCGUACGGUUGUUGUUGGACUAUGGUGCUGAUCCGGACGCUGUGACCAAGGCUGGGAAGUCGCCUAGGUUGUUGGCGAAGAGGUGUCGAGACCCGUACGUGCGGAUGAUGUUGUUGGGGGGGAAGGGGGCGAAGGUUAGCUUGCAUGAGGCGAGUUUGGAGGGGAGGCGGUUUCGAGGAGAUUCCCCGUUGAAGGAGAGGGGGGUGGUGGAGAAAAGGGGCAUACUUGAUGCUGAAGUGGGUAAUGGACUAGAUAAGAAUGACACGAGUACUUCCAUGGCCCCGGGGCCUGUGGUGGGAUCGAAAUCCAAACGGCCUCACAGAAGAACGAAGAAGGACAAGAAGAAGAGGCGAAAUCAGCAGCUGGAAGUGGCGGAGGGAGAUACUAAGGGUAAAGGUGAGGUUAAAGAAGUAGUUGGAAUAGGUGUAACAGAGCAGGAUUCGAUCACGCCGGUACGACUGGUCAACCUCAAUGAUAACACCGCAAAUGCUACCGCCAGAAGGCAAACUGCUUGGGCCAAGAUGCGUGCUGAGGCUUCACAAAGGGAACUGGAGGCCAAAAGGGGUCAAGAAUUACCGACACCUUUCUCCUGCGUGCAUCAAGCCGGCGGAAUGUUCAGGAUGAAGAGGAAGACUGAAUGUGGAUCUUGCGGAAAUGUGGCCAAGCGAUCCUUUCGAUGCCCAGUUUGCGAGGUUGCGUUAUGCUCUAAAUGUGUUAAAUGAGCGACCUUUUGGGGGGGGGG